Sorghum bicolor (sorghum) is the source of this 1446-nucleotide messenger RNA. RefSeq names its product probable trehalose-phosphate phosphatase 10. Gene Ontology annotation, biological process: trehalose biosynthetic process. Gene Ontology annotation, molecular function: trehalose-phosphatase activity. The record is from RefSeq and is a predicted model, not a curated record. NCBI's taxonomy places the organism in Eukaryota, Viridiplantae, Streptophyta, Magnoliopsida, Poales, Poaceae.
CUCUGGUGCUUUGACUUCAUUGCAAAUGCGCUAUGAUGGCAGGAAGGUGCUCAAGAUAUGUGUUUCUUUGUAGCCAGGAGCCCAGCAGAAUCUGAAUAUCGUUCAGUGAACAAGAACAAACCCUUAGGCUAUUCGGCGGUCUUUUAGAGAAAGAUCAGAAUGGGUUCCUAUGCUAAUGGCAGCACCCGUGCAGAUGAUGAUCCUCCAUCAGUGGAGAAGCUGAAAGAACCGGCUAUUCCUCUUAAAACAAUGCCACUGCAUGCAAAUGCCUGGUUGAAUGACAUGAAGAUAUCCUCGCCUACUGCUAUCCGAGUGAACAUUGGUAACAAUGUUGCUUUUGAUCCCAUCUACCGAGCUUGGACUAAGAAGUAUCCUUCAGCUCUGAACGCAUUUGAAAAAAUUGUUGCCUACGGCAAAGGCAAGAAGAUAGCGCUGUUCUUGGAUUAUGAUGGAACCCUCUCGCCAAUUGUUGAUGAACCUGACCAUGCUGUCAUGUCUGAUCAGAUGCGGGAGGUGGUGAGGAGUGCUGCACUGCAUCUUCCCACUGCGAUUAUCAGUGGAAGGUCUUGUGAUAAGGUGUUUGAUUUUGUUAAACUCACCGACAUCAUUGGUCCAGUGGGAAAAACUGGUUCUAUCACUGACCAUAGAAGCAACACUAACUCCAGUAAGAAGCAGAACAAGGAGAUGAAGAUCUUUCAGGCUGCUAGCGAAUUCUUACCAAUGAUUGACGAGGUCUUUAGAUUGCUCGUUGACAAGGUCAGGGGAAUUGAUGGUGCGAAAGUUGAAAACAACAAAUUCUGCGUGUCGGUGCACUACCGCAAUGUCAAUGAGAAGGACUGGCCACUCGUUGCACGGUGCACAGACGACGUCCUGAAAGCCUACCCUCGCCUCCGACUGUGCCAUGGACGAAAGGUUUUAGAAGUUCGUCCAGUGAUAGACUGGAACAAGGGGAAGGCUGUGGAGUUCUUGCUGGACUCCCUAGGGCUAGCUGACUCUGACAAGGUGCUCCCUAUCUACAUCGGAGAUGACCGAACAGAUGAGGACGCGUUCAAGGUUUUACGGGAAGAUAAACGGGGCUUUGGAAUCUUGGUGUCAUCUGUACCAAAGGAAUCUCAUGCCUUGUACUCCCUGGUGGAUCCACCUGAGGUGAUGGACUUCCUGAAGAGACUAGUGAAAUGGAAGGAGGAAGAAGAAGAAACAUAAUGAAUAACAAUGAAGUAGUUGUUAAUAUCUGUUCAUGAUUUUAGGGUUAAUCUCUGACAAAGAGGAAUAGGGAACUCAACUGCACCUGAUGCCAAUUCUACAUUCUGUAGCCAAUCUCUUUAUUGUAGCCUGGUAAUACAUUACUGCAUUGUAUAUCGUCAUACGUCAUGUCAAAGAAUCCAAAGCAUUCUGUGCCAGUCAGUGAUAUGAACGACAACCAUCAAUUAGUUAAGCAUUAUGUUU